CGAGACACAUCCAAUGGUGCCAAAACCUCGGAACCAAAGCAAAGGCAGUGAGAAGUGAGAAGUAGAGAGAGAGAAAGAGCCCUUCCCUUUCUCUCUCGCUUUCUUUUGACGCUUCGUUGACCAAAUGGCUCUUCCCGACUCCUCCUCUCGCCGCAACUCCCUCAUCCCCUCCUUCAUCUACUCCUCUUCCUCCAAAACCCUACCUCUCCACCAAAUGCUCAACUCCGCCGCCGCCUCCUCCCUCGCGCCGCCGCCCGCGUCCGCCGCCGGAUCCCGCGGCCUCAUCAUUCCCUCUCCCAGCGAGUCCCGCAAGAUCGAGCUCUACUCGCCGGCUUUCUACGCUGCCUGUACCGCCGGUGGAAUCCUCAGCUGUGGCCUCACUCACAUGGCUGUCACUCCUCUUGACCUUGUCAAGUGUAAUAUGCAGAUUGACCCUGCUAAGUACAAGAGCAUCUCUUCUGGGUUUGGAGUUUUGCUCAAGGAGCAGGGAGUUAAGGGCUUUUUCCGUGGUUGGGUACCUACCUUGCUUGGUUACAGUGCACAGGGUGCUUGCAAAUUUGGAUUCUAUGAGUUCUUUAAGAAGUAUUACUCUGAUAUUGCUGGACCGGAGUAUGCAAGCAAGUACAAGACUUUGAUCUACCUUGCUGGUUCAGCAUCUGCUGAGGUUAUUGCUGAUAUUGCUCUUUGCCCCUUCGAGGCUGUGAAGGUCCGUGUCCAAACUCAGCCUGGUUUUGCAAGGGGUCUGUCUGAUGGGCUCCCAAAAUUUGUCAGAUCUGAAGGAACAUUAGGGCUGUACAAGGGAUUAGUGCCUCUGUGGGGACGGCAGAUUCCAUACACAAUGAUGAAGUUUGCUUCUUUUGAGACCAUUGUUGAGCUGAUCUAUAAGCAUGCCAUCCCCACACCGAAGAACGAGUGCAGCAAAGGUCUGCAACUUGGAGUCAGUUUUGCUGGUGGAUAUAUUGCUGGUGUACUUUGUGCAAUUGUGUCUCAUCCUGCUGAUAAUCUCGUCUCUUUUCUGAACAACGCCAAAGGAGCAACAGUUGGUGAUGCUGUGAAUAAGCUUGGUUUAUGGGGUCUCUUCACACGUGGUCUUCCCCUCCGUAUUGUUAUGAUUGGAACUCUUACCGGAGCCCAAUGGGGAAUAUAUGAUGCAUUCAAAGUCUCUGUUGGACUUCCAACCACUGGUGGUCCUGCUCCUGCGGCUGCUCCAGCUCCUGGUUCUGAGCUUGCAAAGGCAUAGAAUGUCCAAUGAUGACACACUCAAUAGUUUGUUUAAGAAACUUUAGAAAGCCGGUGAAUAGGGACCAUAAAUAAACAGAAGACUGCUGAAGUUAGCUUGAGUGGAACUCAAGCUUGGUUGGAUAAUAUUCUUUUCAAGUUCAGACAUUGUUUCCAUUUUUCUUAUAUUUGAGUAUUUUAAAUUUUUGGGAGGAUGGUUUUGCUUGCAUCCUUCCCGCUGUUGAAAACUCUAGCUAGGAAUGAUAUAAUUUUGCAUGUUAGGUUCACUACAUGCCUUUGUCAAACGGGAAUACACAUUUGUUUUCUUGUCUGUGCAUAAGCAUAGACGCAUAUGCAAUGUCUAGAUUGAGAGCUUUUUUA
Messenger RNA from Cajanus cajan (pigeon pea), 1599 nucleotides. RefSeq names its product mitochondrial phosphate carrier protein 3, mitochondrial. Gene Ontology annotation, molecular function: phosphate transmembrane transporter activity. NCBI's taxonomy places the organism in Eukaryota, Viridiplantae, Streptophyta, Magnoliopsida, Fabales, Fabaceae. Gene Ontology annotation, biological process: mitochondrial phosphate ion transmembrane transport. The record is from RefSeq and is a predicted model, not a curated record. Gene Ontology annotation, cellular component: mitochondrial inner membrane.